Molecule: messenger RNA, 1890 nt
Organism: Phytophthora sojae
Lineage: Eukaryota; Oomycota; Peronosporomycetes; Peronosporales; Peronosporaceae
Exons: 6
Coding region: 1-1890 (629 amino acids)
Source: RefSeq, a predicted model, not a curated record
AUGGGGACGGGAGACUUCGACGACGGCAACUUCUGGCUGAUCAUUGAUCCUGAUCCAACUCUGACGGCUAUUAACGCGAUGGUCCUGGCGAUAUUGGCUCUUAGUUACGUUCAAGUUCUAGUGAAAAUGACAAUACGGAGGAAUUCCCGACUUAGGAUCACUCCCGUUGGGCCGACGGAGGAAGAAGUUCACCGACAGUGGGUGUCCAAUGUGCCUUACGUUGGCAUAUAUCUACAUCAAGCCGCAGUCUUUGGGGUUGAGCUUACAGGCUACUACGGACGAUAUCGGAAGUUCUGGAACGUCCUUUUCAAGGUCGGCGACCUAGUUGUUGAAACUAUACAGCUACAUCACCUGUUGGAGGCCGGCUUCUCCGCUAGUUUGUCCUACGGUUAUUCAGCUCUGAUCGCGGCGAACUGCUUAAUGCAAGCGUUUUUCAUCCUAAACCCCGUCAGACAUCACACUGCAUUCACCGAGGUCCUGGUCGACACUGUCUUUGAUAUGCUGUUCGCUAUCGGUUGUCCGAUUUUCCUGUUAGGGUACUCGUAUACUACGUUCGAUCUUGACCGGGCCGUAGCAAGACUCUACCUGAAGGUGUUCUUCCCUGGCAGCUUCCAGCGGCAAGCCAGGAUGCAGGCAGACCCGAUAGGGACCACGCUUUUCCGCUUCUCCUUCGACUCAUUGCGCACGCUGACGUGGUCAGAUCUGGUCAUUCGACUGGCAAUGAAUAUUGCGUUUAGCUAUCGACUGUCACGACUGCGGUCAGUGCCACGAGGGGUUGGCGUUUUAUUCGUGGGGGCAAGCAUUUUUGCGCUGGUGUACACAUCACGGUGCAUUUCCGACUCUCAGGGAGACUGUAAAGCUUACCCCGAGUGUGUGGCGUUCGCAUAUCGCUGGGAUAAUCGAGACGUUUGCCCGUGUCUAGCGAUCGUUGACGUGGAUCGAGCUCCCAAGACGUAUGAAGAAUGGAUCCACCCCUUGGAUGUCACGGCUACGGUGAGAUCACUCGCUACGUCGGGAGAUCUGGAAGUACUGCAACUGACGAAUAGACAGAUGGUCACUUGGCCCGAAGAACUCCAGCGCUGUGUCAACCUCGAAUACCUUUCAUUGUACUACACCGGCGUCGAAGUCGUGCCAGAUUGGUUUAAGGUGUUUCACAAUCUCCAGUUCCUCGAUCUGCAAGGCAAAUUUGGCGACACGAACAUCGUCAGUAUGCCUCCAGAUGCGUUCCUCAACAUGGGCUCCUUGACCUUCAUGCACCUCGGCUACCUCCAGCUGCUACCAGAAUUGCCCAGCUUUGAAGGCCUCUGCAACCUCAAGAGCAUGUCCCUGGCGCUGCUGUACUCCUUGACUGCUCUCCCCGCUCUUAUGCCUCUGGCCAAACUCCAACAACUCGAGCUCGUGUCACUAAACUCUCUUCAAACAUUGCCAGAAGUCACGUCAAACCACCAUCUCUCGCACGUUGUGGUCUGGCAAGCACAACUGUGUUGCAAUGGGUUUCUUGGAGCCUGCAAUACGUCGGCUCCUGUUUGCAGCGGAAUGCCAGCGAGUGACUGCCUCACGCCUUCCGACCGCCCAAGUGCCGAGAGUCUGGGAAUUAUCGCGACUCAGCCGGAGGUGUGUGCCAAGAACGCCCCGUUCAUCCCUCCAGCCGAACCUCCGCUAAAGUCUCAGGUGGACGCGUGUGGAGGUGUCUUGUACCGUCAGUGCCGCGAUACAUUGUUCGCUUCGGAGCCCGUGGGCAUGUGCAUCAACAACUUCUUCCAAGUGAUCGCGUGCUCCUCGAUCGACAAGUUUUCGAUCUAUGUACGGCAGCAAGAGAUUCUUUACGGGAUCGGGACCCCGUGCGACCCCAAGGAAGAAGCCUGGCUGGGCUGCAACAAAAGGCAAUAA